Messenger RNA from Peronospora matthiolae, 135 nucleotides. NCBI's taxonomy places the organism in Eukaryota, Oomycota, Peronosporomycetes, Peronosporales, Peronosporaceae. The record is from the annotation of a GenBank genome assembly.
AUGCGCAUGGAUCUGAAGAAGAAGUUUGAUGGCAAGCUGCAGCUUGUGUCCUACUCGGAAGCCGACUUCGCUGCUGACAAGCCGGAAAUGAAUUCCUUGACAGGAGGCAUCAUUCGGUUAAACGGGAUCCGGUGA